This is a messenger RNA of Knipowitschia caucasica, 891 nucleotides long. The record is from the annotation of a GenBank genome assembly. Lineage: Eukaryota; Metazoa; Chordata; Actinopteri; Gobiiformes; Gobiidae.
AUGGAGUCCGGAGUCCGGGGAGAAGGAGAGGCUUCGGUCCCGGUGUGGAUGGAGGGUGCACCGGUGAUCAGCAUCUCCCAGACUGAGGCGGCAGAGGCGGCAGAAGCGGCAGAGGAGGCGGACACGGCGCGCACGUCAGAGGCAGAGAUCAAGCCGCGCGUGAUCCAGACCGGAGAGACGCAGAGGGAGGCCCAGACCCAGAGACCGGAGAGACGCAGAGGGAGGCCCAGACCCAGAGACCGGAGAGACGCAGAGGGAGGCCCAGACCCAGAGACCGGGAGAGAGAGGAGGCCCGACCCAGAGACGGAGAGACGCAGAGGGAGAGGGAGGCCCAGACCCAGAGACCGGAGAGACGCAGAGGGAGAGGGAGGCCCAGACCCAGAGACCGGAGAGACGCAGAGGGAGAGGGAGGCCCAGACCCAGAGACCGGAGAGACGCAGAGGGAGAGGGAGGCCCAGACCCAGAGACCGGAGAGACGCAGAGGGAGAGGGAGGCCCAGACCCAGAGACCGGGAGAGACGCCCAGACCCGAGACCGAGAGAGAGGGAGGCCCAGACCCAGAGACCGGAGAGACGCAGAGGAGAGGAGGCCCAGACCCAGAGACCGGAGAGACGCAGAGGGAGGCCCAGACCCAGAGACCGGAGAGACGCAGAGGGAGGCCCAGACCCAGAGACCGGAGAGACGCAGAGGGAGGCCCAGACCCAGAGACCGGAGAGACGCAGAGGGAGGCCCAGACCCAGAGACCGGAGAGACGCAGAGGGAGGCCCAGACCCAGAGACCGGAGAGACGCAGAGGGAGGCCCAGACCCAGAGACCGGAGAGACGCAGAGGGAGGCCCAGACCCAGAGACCGGAGAGACGCAGAGGGAGGCCCAGACCCGGGGCCAUUUUUGA